Messenger RNA from Aspergillus brunneoviolaceus CBS 621.78, 2415 nucleotides. RefSeq names its product serine/threonine protein kinase CBK1. The record is from RefSeq and is a predicted model, not a curated record. Lineage: Eukaryota; Fungi; Ascomycota; Eurotiomycetes; Eurotiales; Aspergillaceae. Gene Ontology annotation, biological process: peptidyl-serine phosphorylation; intracellular signal transduction. The transcript is spliced from 4 exons. The coding region runs from base 158 to 2128 and encodes 656 amino acids. Gene Ontology annotation, molecular function: ATP binding; protein serine/threonine kinase activity.
CCUCCUCCUCCCCCCCCCCCCCCCCUUGGCUUUCUGCUUAUCGUUCGUUUCUUUUCUUUUCUCCCCCCUUUCUUCUCCCCUCAAAACUAAACUUCUCUCCCCGCCAUUCUCUGUCAAUCACGGCUAUUCAGCCUCGGGGAGGACAGUUCUGCCCAUCAUGGAUCCCAACAACAAUCGUCUCCACCUGAAUUUCGGGUACAAUGAUCGCUCCUUCAACAACCCGGCUGCCAACAAUCGCGCUUAUCCCACCACCCCCUCCGCAUUCCCUCAGCCCAUCUACCAGAACCAGGGUGGCCAGGAAUAUGUCGAUGCUCAGAAUGGUGCCUAUGGCCAGGGUUAUUUUAUGGCCAACCCCUACCAAGCCCAGGGGGCCUACGCUCAGCAGCAACAGCAGCAGCAGCAGCAGCAGCAGCAGCAACAACAACAACAACAACAACAACAACAACAGCAACAACACUACGGCCAGAACAUGCAGUCCUCUCAAGCCGCAUACGGAUCCCGCAUGGGCUACAACGCCAAUGACGGGACGAAUGGCCUGAUUCAGCAGUUCUCCAACCAGGACCUGAACUCUCCCCGGUCGGGUUUCUUUGGUCGCGCAGCCUCUCCCGCUCAGCGACCCCGGACCGCUGGCUCCCCCGCCGCCGCACAACAGCAACCCGGCCAUCUGGCCCCUCCCAUGCCACGCAGCCCCCGGACCCCCGCCGAGAACGAAGAGCUUCAGCGCUACCCGGAGCGAUACUCGGAAAAUGUUCACAAGCGUGGUAAGGCGGCCAAGGAAUUGGUCAGUGUGUUUUUCAAUGAGAACAUUGAGCGCGCGCGCGACCGCAAUUUGCGGUCGGCGGAGCUUGAUAAGAUGAUUCGUGAUUCUGGCGUCCCUAAGGAUUCGAAGCGCAAGGAGGCGGAGGUGCUUGCGAAGAAGGAGUCGACUUUCUUGCGGUUCUUGCGUACCAAGGAGACGCCACAAAACUUCCAGACCAUCAAGGUCAUCGGAAAGGGUGCGUUCGGAGAGGUGAAGCUGGUGCAACGGAAGACCGAUGGCAAGAUCUACGCGCUGAAGUCGUUGAUCAAGACCGAGAUGUUCAAGAAGGACCAGCUGGCCCAUGUCCGUGCCGAGAGGGAUAUUCUGGCCGACUCUAAGGACAACCCGUGGUUGGUCAAGCUGCACGCUUCCUUCCAGGACUCGGCUUACCUCUACCUGCUGAUGGAGUUCUUGCCCGGUGGUGAUUUGAUGACUAUGCUGAUCAAGUACGAGAUCUUCUCGGAGGACAUUACUCGCUUCUACAUGGCAGAAAUAGUCAUGGCUAUCGAGGCUGUCCACAAGCUUGGUUUCCUUCACCGUGAUAUCAAGCCUGAUAACAUUCUUUUGGAUCGUGGAGGUCACGUUAAGCUGACCGAUUUCGGUCUCUCCACCGGCGGCAAGAAGACGCACGACAACUCAUACUAUCAGAACCUACUCAAGAACUCCACGUCAAAGGACAAGAACCGCAACUCGGGAUACUUCAAUGACGCGAUCAACUUGACUGUUUCCAACCGUGGUCAGAUCAACACGUGGAGAAAGUCUCGUCGCGCUAUGGCCUACUCGACCGUCGGUACGCCCGAUUACAUUGCGCCGGAGAUUUUCAACGGGCAGGGAUACACUUACCUGUGUGAUUGGUGGUCUGUUGGUGCUAUCAUGUUCGAGUGCUUGGUUGGCUGGCCGCCAUUCUGCGCCGAGGACACGACCGACACCUACCGUAAGAUCGUGAACUGGCGCGAAUGUCUGUAUUUCCCUGAGGAGCUUGUCCUCUCGCGGGAGUCGGAAGGUUUGAUCAGAAGCUUCCUGUGUGAUACCGAACACCGUAUUGGCAGUGAAGGCGGCCAAUUCGGCGGUGCGACCCAGAUCAAGAACCAUCCCUUCUUCCGUGGCGUUGUUUGGGAGCAGCUGCGCAGCAUCCGGGCGCCCUUCGAGCCGCGGUUGAGCUCGAAUAUCGACGUGUCUUAUUUCCCCAUCGACGAGAUUCCUCAGGAGGAUACCAGUGCCAUCCACCGCGCCCAGGCUCGGGCCAUGCCGGAAGAGCAGGAGGCGGAGAUGAGCCUGCCGUUCAUCGGCUACACGUACAAAGCCUUCAAUGCCUUCCAGGCAAACUAAGUUAUAGACGUGGAUAUUGCAUGUUUGUUGGUGAACCCACGAUAGACGUCAUUGAAGAGUCCGAAAGCGGGCGGGCUUGCAUUGAUGGAUUUUCAGUGGCGCACUCGGCAUUUCGUCUCGGUAUUACCACAUUGUGCAUCCGUUUCAUCGAGCAUAUAGCGCAUUUCAUCAUCUCUGUUGGUCACGACCCAGGCAUAUCCGUUUGAUUUCAUUGCAUCCUUGUCGCGAGACGACGACAGCUCGCUGCUAGCCGUGUAUGUAGCUAGGAAUUCGAGUGACAUGUGGAC